AUGAUCUCUAUUGAUGACUUGGUGGAAGAUACCGACUUGACUUAUGAGGGAGAACUAGCGAAAAAUGCAAAUCAAGUAGAUACAUGGUUAUCAUACUACGACUCAAAGAUUAAUGAGUCGCUUGGGUCAAGAUUGUUCGUCAUUAGAAGAGCCAUUGAGGCCAACAGAGAGGAUGCACGACUAUGGAAGAUCUACCUCGACUUGGUGCUAGAGGAACUGGACGAUAUAGGCCCCGAGGACCAAUUUUCAGCAUUUGAUGAGUUUGCCAAAAUACAGAACCAGCCGUGGGCUUUAAGCUUGUGGUCCCGAGUUUUGGGGUUUCUAAUUGAGCAGCACGUGGAGCAUGUAACCUAUAUAAGACAUAAGUUCAACCAGUGUUUGCAAAAUUUGCCGGUGGAGGAUCAUGGAUCGAUUUGGCCGUUGGCGUUGUCCUUUGCGGAUUCGAUUGGUGGGAAAACAGCUGUCAAUAUUUACAAGAGGUUUAUCACAUUUGUCGACCCGCGCGUUCUCAGGGGACUUGAAGAUAGCGAAGAAACUGAAACGUCGUUGAACAUGCUCGAUUUCAUUAGCAAGCUCAACAAGUUUGGAGACGUGGACACGGUCUUGAAAUUAUACGACGAGAUCACCGCGUCAAAUGCAUACUCAAAGCUACCGGCCUCUCAACUCGCAAUCCACUUGGACUAUUUGAACUUUAUGAUUCAAAAUCGUAAAUCCUCAACCAGCGAUAAAAAGUUUGGCGAGAUUGUGCUGCGAGCAACGAAAAAAUUCCCCGAUCAGUCAAUGAGACUACAACAACUUUACAUCAAGUAUUUAUUAGCAGCUGAAAACCCGGACAAGUCUCAGAUACGAAAGCUAUACAAGCAAGCACUCGCCGAUUGCAAAACCGUGCACGACUUCAAAGACAUCUACAAUGGCCUCGCCGAGUUUGAAGAAGAUGAGAUCCAACAACAAAUAAUUCCAACCGACCCGCAAUCAAAGGAUUCAAAAGAUUUAAAACGUGCCCUAGACGAGUACGAGAAACUACUAAACGACAGAAAGCUACUUGUAAACGACAUUCAGCUUCGCAAAGACAUCAACAACGUAGACUACUGGUUCACGAGGUUUGAAAUCCAUCAAGCUCAACUCCCACUCAAGAUCAAGGCCAUUGCAGAGUCGAUUAAAUCAAUCAACCCAUUGAAAAUCCCGCGCGGAUGCACCCACAAGCUAUCAGACAUUUGGAAGAUGUACGCCGAGAUAUACAGCUCCUCGUCCGAUUUCAAAACUGCCGAUUUCAUAUUGUCCAAAUCAGUGCAAUCUCAAUAUCCGCAUCCUGACGAGCUAGCCGGUUUGUACAUUUAUUGGGGUGAAAUGAGACUAAGCAAUGACUAUUUUGCCGAAGAGCUGGCAUUGGAAUUGUUUCAAGAGAUUCUCUUUAAAGAAGAAGCUGAAUCUUUCCAUUACUUGGAUUCGCAAAUUAGCGUGCAAAGACGCAUCACCAAGUCCAUCAAACUAUGGCAAUUCUAUAUCGAUUUGCUUGAAUCAUUUAUAGAUGAUGGUGAGUUGGGGAACAAGCAAGCUGACCAAGUAGUGGAGGCGUAUGAGCAAAUGAUUAGCUUAAAGAUUGCCUCGGGGAACACGAUGAUGAAAUACGCACUGUUUUUGGAAGAGCAGCAGCAGAUUGAGAAACUGUUGAGUAUAUACGAGCGAGCUUUGGUGAUUUUCAAAGACGAGUUGAUCCAGAGGGAGAUUUGGAAGGUGUACCUGACCAAGUUGCCGUUGAUUGACAAUAAAGAGCGCGUUAAGGACAUAAAAGAGAGAUUCAAUAAUCUAGAUUAG
Lodderomyces beijingensis is the source of this 1815-nucleotide messenger RNA. The record is from the annotation of a GenBank genome assembly. Lineage: Eukaryota; Fungi; Ascomycota; Pichiomycetes; Serinales; Debaryomycetaceae.